CACCCCACCCGUACGUACGCCCGCCCCUCCUCCGUCAAGCUGAGACACCGACAAUGGCGGCGGCACGCGGCUCCCCGCUUCUUCUUCUUCCUCUGAUCCUCUCCGCCUCCAGCUCCCUCUUCCUCCUGGCCCGCCCCGCCGCCGCGGGCAGCCCCCUGAUGAUGGCGUGCGCCAAGACGCCGCACCCGGACGUCUGCAUCACCGUGCUGUCGGCCAUCCCGGAGUGCAGGGCCGGUGGCGACAACCCGCAGCUCCUGGCCGAGCACGCCAUCCGGUCCGCCGCCGCCAUCGGCGCGGCGGCCGGCACGUUCGCGCACGCGGAGCUGGACAUCGUGAAGGACACCGACACGUGGCAGUGCCUGGACGAGUGCGCGGAGGACAUCGAGGAGGCCGUCUCCCACCUCGACGACUCCGAGGGCGACGUCGACAUCGCCGCCAAGUUCCGGGACGUGCGCCUCUUCAUGGACGUCGCCGACAGGGACACCUGGUCCUGCGAGGAGAGCUGCCGGGACGCGCCGCCCUCCCCCGUCAAGGCCACCAUGCUCGACAAGAACGAGGCCUUCGAGAGGUUCUUGCGGAUCACCCGCUCGCUCAUCGAGCAGGCCAUCGGACCCGUCGACGCGCCGACGCCGGAGCCGGCGACGACGACCGACUCCUCGCCGUGAUCGACCUAGCUGACGUACUGCAUCACACUAAUUAGCACCGGCUUUUCUCUAAUUAUAUGAUCAAUUAAUUGAUGUAUUAUUUCGUGAUGAUGCUGAUGCGAACUUGUCUGCAUCUAUUGCUCGUCCACCAGGCCUUUGAUUAGGUUAACAGCACUUCCUUUUCUUGGAAAAUUUUGUUUAUUAUCAAUAAAGUGAUUGAUUUAUUUUUUUAGCUAA
Molecule: messenger RNA, 881 nt
Organism: Oryza brachyantha (malo sina)
Lineage: Eukaryota; Viridiplantae; Streptophyta; Magnoliopsida; Poales; Poaceae
Exons: 1
Coding region: 54-665 (203 amino acids)
Biological process (GO): negative regulation of catalytic activity
Molecular function (GO): enzyme inhibitor activity
Source: RefSeq, a predicted model, not a curated record